Molecule: messenger RNA, 1683 nt
Organism: Radiomyces spectabilis
Lineage: Eukaryota; Fungi; Mucoromycota; Mucoromycetes; Mucorales; Radiomycetaceae
Exons: 12
Coding region: 1-1683 (560 amino acids)
Biological process (GO): proteolysis
Cellular component (GO): cytosol
Molecular function (GO): metallopeptidase activity; epoxide hydrolase activity; aminopeptidase activity
Source: RefSeq, a predicted model, not a curated record
AUGGACUUUGUCACGUUGAUUCCCAACGUUGAAAAGGUGGUUUUGGAUACUAGCUACUUGGAUAUCCAGUCCGUGUGUUUGGACGGUCAGGCUUUGAAGCAUACCGUGGAAGAACGCCACCCCAACCUGGGUUCCGCUUUAAUCAUUGAACUCCCGGCUCCCAUCGCUGCUGCUGAUACCAAGUUCCAGCUCAAGAUUGAUUAUUCCACCACUGAAAAGUGCACAGCUGUGCAAUUCUUGGAGCCAGAACAAACCGUCGGCAAGAAGCAUCCUUAUUUGUUCUCUCAAUGUCAGAGUAUUCACGCUCGUGCUUUUACGCCUUGCCAAGAUUCGCCUUCGGUGAAAUUGACCUACUCUGCCGCCGUCACGUCGCCUCUUCGUGUCAUCAUGUCGGCCUUGCAGACUUCUUCUGAUGCCGGUGCAGAUGGCAUGACCACGUAUCGAUUUGAACAACGUACGACCAUUCCCAGUUACUUGAUUGCCAUUGCUGCCGGUAACUUGACGGGACGUGAAAUCGGCCCUCGUAGCACCGACACUGAGAAAUUCAUUGCCAUUGGUGAAGAGUUGUUGACACCCUAUGAAUGGGGACGUUACGAUUUGUUGGUGCUUCCGCCUUCGUUCCCAUACGGUGGCAUGGAGAAUCCCUGCUUGACCUUUGUUACACCAACAUUGUUGGCUGGUGAUAAGAGUGCCGUGGAUGUCGUGGCUCAUGAGAUCUCACACAGCUGGAUGGGCAACUUGGUCACCACCUUGAACUGGCAACAUUUCUGGCUCAAUGAAGGCUGGACCGUGUUUACCGAACGCAAGAUUGCUGGCCGCUUGCAUGGUGAAGCCGAAAGACAAUUCAGUGCUAUUAUUGGCUGGAAGGCUUUGAAAGAAAGUGUUGAACAUUUCGGCCAAGAUUCGCCCGCUACGGUUCUGAAGCCCGAUUUAAGCGGUGGCAUUGAUCCUGAUGAUUACUUUAGCUCGGUCCCUUAUGAAAAGGGAUUCAAUCUCUUGUAUCAUAUUGAAAAGGUGGUGGGCGGUCCUGCCAUCUUUGAGCCUUACAUGAAAGCUCAUGUGAUUCGCUUUGCUGGUCAAUCGAUUACUACCGAUGAUUGGAUGAAGCACUUGUAUCAAUACUUUGAAGAAGCCCAUGGCAAGGAAAUGGUGGACAAGUUGAACACAAUCGAUUUCGACCGCUGGAUCAAUGGCACUGGUAUGCCCCCGGUCGAUCCCCACUUUGACACCACGUUGGCCGAUGCCUGCUACCACCUCGCUAAGCGAUGGGAUGAAGCUCGUGAAAGCAACGAUUUAUCCAGCUUCUCGGCCAAGGAUAUUGAACAAUUCAGCGCCACACAGAAGAUUGUCUUUUUGGAACGAUUGACGGAUUGUGCUCCUCUUCCUCAUCACUUGUUAGCCAAGAUGGAUGAACUUUACAAGAUGACACCUAUUCGCAACGCUGACGUUCGUUUCCGCUGGCAACAAUUGUGUGUGAUGGCAAGCUAUGAAGCCAUCUACCCCGAAAUUGUCGCCUUUGUCACUGAACAGGGCCGUAUGAAGUUUGUCCGUCCUCUUUAUCGUCUGUUGUACCGUGCCAAGAAUGGGGCUGAUUUGGCCCAGCAAACUUAUUUGAAGCACAAGCAAUUUUACCAUCCUAUUGCUGCCCAGCUUAUCGAAAAGGAUAUCGGCCUUAAGCAAUAA